AUGUCCGACCACGAGACGGGCGGAAUGCCCUCGGACGAGGAUCUGUCGCUCCCGAAGGCGACGGUCACGAAAAUGAUCGCAGAGCUCCUUCCGAAUGACGUGACGUGCGCGAAGGAGACGCGAGACCUGAUCAUCGAGUGCUGUGUAGAAUUCAUACACCUGAUAUCCUCGGAGGCGAACGAGAUAUGUGAGCAGGAGUCCAAGAAGACCAUCGCACCCGAGCAUAUCAUCUCCGCGCUCAAGCGACUAGGCUUUGAGACCUUCACCGAGGAGGUGGAGAGUGUGUUGAAAGACCACAAACAGCAACAGAAGGACCGGGAGCGGAAGGUUAACAAGAUGGUCGAGUGUGGCCUCUCGGAGGCGGAGCUGCUCGCCCAGCAAGAAGCACUCUUUGCGCAGAGCCGCGAAAAGUUCCGCACGGCCCAGCAGUGA
Molecule: messenger RNA, 432 nt
Organism: Trametes versicolor FP-101664 SS1
Lineage: Eukaryota; Fungi; Basidiomycota; Agaricomycetes; Polyporales; Polyporaceae
Product: histone-fold-containing protein
Exons: 5
Coding region: 1-432 (143 amino acids)
Biological process (GO): RNA polymerase II preinitiation complex assembly; negative regulation of transcription by RNA polymerase II; positive regulation of transcription by RNA polymerase II
Cellular component (GO): negative cofactor 2 complex
Molecular function (GO): general transcription initiation factor activity; protein heterodimerization activity; TBP-class protein binding
Source: RefSeq, a predicted model, not a curated record